This is a messenger RNA of Osmia bicornis bicornis, 1304 nucleotides long. RefSeq lists its product as uncharacterized. The coding region runs from base 101 to 763 and encodes 220 amino acids. The transcript has 3 exons. The record is from RefSeq and is a predicted model, not a curated record. Lineage: Eukaryota; Metazoa; Arthropoda; Insecta; Hymenoptera; Megachilidae.
AUAACCGAUGCUUGGUCAAUCUCUUCCUUCAAACGUGAUCUAAGUCUUGCCGGGAACGGGAACUGUUCUGAAGCUGAUCACUGAAUACCGUUUUGCAACCAUGUGGACUGUACUCGUGCUUAUCUGUUUCAUAUCGUCGUUCGAUAUCGGCGCUACAAAGGAUCAAUUACAUCCACAAUCUUACAUAGAACACCCAGACUCUACUGAAACAAGAUUAAGGAAGCUAGAGGAUCCAUCGAUUAGAUUUCCCAGAAGAUUCAGGGAGAACAGUCGCACGAGGCGAUUGCACAUUGAAAAUCAAACUGGAUUCGAUGGAAAGGUAGAGAAGAUUCAUAUCAAUUCUGAGGAAGACCUUCCUGGAAUACGCGCCUAUGGAUUGCAGAAGAAGAACCUAAUGAAUAACGGGUACAUCGAGAGGAAGAUAGAAAAAGAGAUUAAAGAAGAUCUUAACGAUGCUUCUAGAGUAACUCGUUCGGUGGAGGCGUACGGAAAAUCCAAAGAUCACCUUGAGACCAAUGGAAAAAUUGAAAGAAUACAGUCUCCUAUAUCACCUCGAGCAACAAGCGAAUCAGGAAAUAGAGUAUCCAGAUCCAUAGCAACGGGAAGCAAAGGAGAACCGGAUGACCUGGAAGCCCAAGACGCGAAAAUCUUCAGACCGUUGUUCGUGUACAGACAGCAACAGGCGAAGAAGCAACAUCGUGCGAAGAAUCGUUUCUUGCAGAUGAACCAGAAUUCUUUCUACAAUCGACGUCCAUUCUUCUGAAAUCCUCUCAUCUGACCAACGUGUUCGCCUCUCGAGUGCCUGGAAACAAAAUGAAGGAUCAAUCGUGUGAUCAAACAGAAAAGACAGAAGCUAGUUAUUACAACAUGCAAACGAACAUCGAGCACACUGUUUGCGUUACGAUGAUCCUUGAGUCGGCUAAUUAUCAUAAUAAUUAACCGAUCGAGGCAGAAGUCGUUUUGUGCCAUAAAAGAAGAAAGCGGUUCCCGCGCGUCCCUUCCCCGAACACGUUUAGCCUGUCGACGAGAAUGACUUAUGACGAUCGAAAGCACGAUAAACGCUCGAUAAUGACCAAGAAGGAUGCACGGGAAGAGAAUAUUUCCAUCCUGUGUUAUUAAUCGGCGUGUAACCAGCGCGCGCCAUGGGCGAUAUAUACCAAAAAGUAUUACCGAUAAGCGCGAAACCAAGAUUUAUGUAAUUAGAUGCCGAUGGACUAUUAACAUUUUGUAGCGUUCUUGCUUUUCCAAUAUGAAUUAUAAUUAUUACUGUAAAUAAAGAAUCGACAAUAUUAUAACUGUUUUAA